GGAUCCGAGUGUUUGUGCCUGACGUCGGCAUGUUCAUAGCCAGUCUGACCAUCUGGCUGGUCUGUAGGAACAUCGUUCAGAAACCAGUGACUGAAGAAGCAGCGCAGUAUAACCUGGAGUUUGAGAAUGAAGAAUCGGCUGGAGGAGGAAAAAUAGACCCAGAAGAGGCACUGAUCUAUGAAGAGGAUUUAGAGGAAAGAGAUGGUGUUGAAGGCGAUUUGGAAGAAAGCACGAAAUUAAAACUGUUCCGCAGGCUGGCCUCUGUGGCUUCCAAGCUUAAGGAGUUCAUUGGCAACAUGAUAACCACCGCGGGGAAGGUGGUUGUGACGAUUUUACUGGGUUCAUCAGGAAUGAUGCUGCCCUCUCUGACCUCGUCCGUGUACUUCUUUGUGUUUUUGGGUCUGUGCACCUGGUGGUCCUGGUGCCGAACCUUCGAUCCCUUGCUGUUCAGCUGUCUCUGUGUCCUGCUGGCUAUCUUCACUGCGGGACACUUGAUUGGACUGUAUUUGUACCAGUUCCAGUUCUUCCAAGAAGCAGUCCCUCCCAACGACUACUAUGCCAGGUUGUUUGGUAUCAAAUCAGUCAUUCAAACAGACUGUUCCAGCACGUGGAAGAUCAUAGCAAACCCAGAGCUGUCAUGGUACCACCAUGCCAACCCCAUCGUCCUGCUGGUGAUGUACUACACGCUGGCCACUCUAAUCCGAAUCUGGCUACAGGAGCCCCUUGUGCAGGAAGAGAGGACCAAGGAAGAGGACAGAGCCCUGGCCUGCAGCCCCGUCCCCGUCACAGCCGAGAGGAGGCGGAGCCUGUGGUACGCGACCCACUACCCCACGGAUGAGAGAAAACUUUUAUCCAUGACUCAAGAUGACUACAAACCAUCUGAUGGCCUGUUGGUGACUGUGAAUGGCAACCCUGUGGAUUACCACACCAUCCACCCCAGCCUUCCCCUGGAGAAUGGCCCCGCCAAGGCCGACCUGUACUCCACCCCACAGUACCGCUGGGAGCCCGCCGCCGACUCCCCGGAAAAGAAGGAGGGAGAAGAUGAGAAUGAAGAAUUUGAGGAGGAGAAGGCCUAUGAGGAGGAAAGGAGUGUCAAAGUCCAUGCCAUGGUCUCCGUGUUCCAGUUCAUCAUGAAGCAGAGUUACAUCUGUGCCCUUAUCGCUAUGAUGGUGCGUGCCUACGAGAACCCUUAA
Molecule: messenger RNA, 1193 nt
Organism: Aethalodelphis obliquidens (Pacific white-sided dolphin)
Lineage: Eukaryota; Metazoa; Chordata; Mammalia; Artiodactyla; Delphinidae
Product: piezo-type mechanosensitive ion channel component 2-like
Exons: 8
Coding region: 30-1193 (387 amino acids)
Cellular component (GO): membrane
Molecular function (GO): mechanosensitive monoatomic ion channel activity
Source: RefSeq, a predicted model, not a curated record